UCGAAUCGUCUCUCAGGACACUGCUGUUUUGCAGUUGGCAGGUUGGUGCAGAAUAGGUAGACAACACAGUCAACUCAUCAGUGUCAUCAAUGCUGCUUAAACAAUAUGCCGGGUCAGGGAGACCAGUGUGUAUGUAUCUCUCCCUCAGCAUACCUAUGUGCAAUGUAAUAUUGCGGUAUAUUCUACUUUGUUCUGUGAUCUCUGCCCGCAAGGCGCGAGUGACCGAGUUUGUGCUGCCCGUCGCUUGUUGUGAGGGCAGUGCAUUCAAGAGUGUCGACAAUUGACCGACUCAUCUGAGAGGCGCAUGGGGUACAUUAUAAUAAAAAAUUGUUUGUCCGGAAGCAUACGGCAAAUGAGCUAAUUGCUUGCUCUAGCUACAUGUUACAGUGUAAUAAGUACUGAGAUUGUAAGGUUGUGAUUCUGUCAGCGAUUGGUGUUUUUGUCUUUCCGUCGAAUUUUUGUCAUUUGCAAGAAUGGAUCCUUAUCGGUUAGUAAGAUUCGUGACCCGUCUGCGGUUCUGUUCUUAUAGUGAGACGGUAUACAUUUAAGUCGGUUGGCGUCUAGGCGGAGUUCCCUUAGUGUGGCCGAAUGAAAUGGUGAUUAGUUUGUGUUUCGAUGGAAUCGUAAUGGUAUUCGUUUGUGUAUUGUGUGCAGGUGAAGACCGUAUUGAAACAAUUUGACAAAACGUGAUAGGUACAGAAAUCGGCUAAGAUGAUUGGAAUGGCUUGAGCAGCACUUCGAAAAAAUCAAGACAGUGGAGCAUAUGUAAAUGAUAGUGAACAAAGUUGAACAUUUGGAGUUACGCGAGUCGUCGGGAUAUAUUGUACUAGUGCUCAAUAAUUUAUUGGUCACGCCACAAUGAUCAACCGUCAUAAUCCUAUUGUUUCGUUGAGAGGAUGGGAGGUGCCGGAGGAGGUGGCUAUGGCGGAUCUGUGUGGCAAUCCUAUGGGGACAUGCUUCAGGGCGCUGGCGGCCCAGUAGGCCGUUCACAGGACUAUCACAACGAACCUUUCGGCGGUCAUAGAGACUCAUUUGGUGGUCUCGAUCAAGGUAUUGGAGGUGGCAGCGGCGGAUUUAUGGGCGGUCGUGGUCAGGGCUCUGAUCAAGGCGGCUUCAUGGGCGGCGGAGGCGGUGGCCGACGAGGAGGUCUUCAUGACACUAGUGGCGGUGGAUACGGCCAAGAGAACUUAGGAGGCAGCGGUGGCUAUCUCCGUCAACAGCAACAACCUGAUCCCUACGAUGGAUACGGUUCUCGAGGUGGCGAUUCAUUCGAGGCAUACGACCGUUGUGGCCCUGUUGAAGCCGACUACCGAGGCAGUGGUCCUGGACUCCCGCGUGGUGGAGGAGUCGCCGGUGGAGGCGGAGUCGUUGGUGGAGGUUACGGAAUGGACGAUGACCGAGAUCGAGGAAUGUAUGAGCAAGAUUACAGAAUGGGAGGUGGCGGUGGGGGUGGCGGUCUAGGCGGGGGUAACGCAGGAGGCCUGUACGAAGAGCGACCUGAGACCUCAACGAUUUUUGACAUCAUUACCCUAACGAUGGCAGACAGAUAUAAGAUGGUGCCGGAAAGGCCAGCUCGUCGUCCAAUGCGUCCCGGCGAGAAGCCUGACCCAAUCAAGGAUCAAUUAUACGAGAUGCAGGGAAAUACAUACAAUCUUCAAUCUGCCAAUGUCGAACCAAAAAAGUUUACAGCUAGAUGUCGUCUCUUUAUCGCGCCGUUACCAAACAGCGUUUCAGAAGAUGAUCUUAAGCAGUGGUUUGGCCAGUAUGGCGAAGUUGGAGAAGUGUUCCUGAACAAACAGAAGAAUUUUGCCUUUGUCAAAAUGGAUACUCGUGAAAACUGUGAAGCAGCUAAAAAUUCACUAGAUUUUGCCAAAAAGGACGGAGUUACCAUUCGAGUACGAUAUUCUUCAAAUCCUGCUGCCGUUCGUGUGUCGAAUCUUACAAACUUCGUGACUAACGAGCUGCUUGAAUCGGCAUUUGGAGUAUUUGGGGAGAUUGAAAGAGCAGUCGUAAUCGCGGAUGAACGAGGUCGGCCAACGGGCGAAGGGAUCGUUGAGUUCGCCCAGAAGAGGUCGGCACUGAUGGCUAUUCGCCGCUGUGAGGAGGAAUGUUUUCUGCUGACUGCUUCUCCGCGACCCGUCGUUGUGGAGCCAUACGAUUUCCGAGAUGAGGACGAAGGACUGCCCGAGCGAAAUAUCGCAAAGUCCAAAGCAUACGCGGCCGAACGGGAGCUUAGACCUCGCACUGCUAUGCCGGGAUCAUUCGAAUUUGAAUUUGGGGCCAAGUGGAAAAGUCUUUUUGAGAUGGAGGCCCAACGCAAAGAAGAGUUAGAGUACGAUACAAAGAGAUGUCGUCAAGCGUUAGAUGAGCAGUUAGACUUCUAUAUGUACGAGCACGAAACGAAGCUUCUGCGGGAGAAACUUCGCGCUAUGGAAGAGCAGAGUCAGCAGAUUCAACGAGACCGCGAGAUGCGACUUCGUGCUGAGGAUGGAGAAAGACGACGUCGUGAGGAAGAGGAUUACCGGCGCCGUAUGGAAGGUGGCGCUGGCGGUCUUCUUGAUACCGCGCGAAGAAAUGCCCUUGGCGCUGGACUGACGGGGUCCUUGGGCGGGCUUAGCGGUGCAGGUGGAGGGCAGCCUGGGAGAGGCGGCGGAUGGAACACUGGUCCGCCGCAAGUGCCCCCACCAUAUCAGAGUUCAAUGGGCGCGCACAUGGGAGGCGGAGCGAGGUACUAAGAUCUGCUGUCCGCUCCUUAUUCUUGUCUUCCGAACCCUAUUGAAUCCUUUCUGACGAACUCGAAAGGACCGCAAACCGCUCCUAACUUCUUAUAGGUUACGUAACAGAGCAAAUUUAUAAUUAUAAUGAUUCUAGGCCAUAUAUAUGUGUGUGUGUGUUAGCGUUAGAUUACGAUUGGUAUAAUUAGGACAAAACGCAGUAGUGUCAGACAAACACACUCAUGAACACAUCUCAUUGUAUCAACAAUGCCCAGUUUCGCAACACUUUUAUCGUUUCCACUCGUGCGACAUAGUUUGGCUUGCGAUAGAUAUAGUUGUUCUUUUUUAUUUAAUUUAAGAGCGACGAUUGUAGCAUCAUGUGCACAUAUACAUCCUCUAUAACCAUGACAUUACCCUUCCGCAUUUUUGUAAACAUUUCGAACAAUAUUAUAAACCGUAACCGAUUUGCGGCGUCCUCCUCAGUUAGAUAAAUGCUUAAAAAUCACUGAAUAAUCUUUUGUUAAGCGUCAUUCGACAAUACCACAAGUGUUACUACAAAAUUUUGUACUAUGGUGCAAAUGAUUGUCGCGUCAGUAUUCAAGGACCUAUAAAAAAAAAAGAUGGCAAGUAACGCGAUAGUGCAAAAGACAACGAGUGUCGAAGGUAUGAAAGC
This is a messenger RNA of Varroa destructor (honeybee mite), 3387 nucleotides long. RefSeq lists its product as uncharacterized. Gene Ontology annotation, molecular function: RNA binding. NCBI's taxonomy places the organism in Eukaryota, Metazoa, Arthropoda, Arachnida, Mesostigmata, Varroidae. The record is from RefSeq and is a predicted model, not a curated record.